GUUACAACAGAGUUUGGGUCCCGCGGGAUGAUGUUUUGAUGGGACCCGCCCAAACCUUCUCGAAUCUAGAGGGAGGGGAUUCCUCCCCUCACCGCUAUAAAAACUAGUUUCGCACGGCCAUCAAAAUUCGCCUGAACUUGAGCUUAAGUUCUCCCUUUGCUCGUCGUUUAUCGGAAUCGUCUCUUCUCCGGCCCGGAUUUGGAACUCUCCGUUCACGCUUUCCAUCCUCUUCUCGAGUGUUAAAUCUAUGGCGCAAUUUGAUCGGAGCCAGGAGCUUGUGGACAAGGCUGAUGAUUACCACAACGUAUCUGGUUCUAAUGGCAGUCUGCUUCGAGAAAACCGAGGGAUUGCUCCCCGGAGGCCUCUAGUAGAUGAAUUUACUGAAUCCGACACUGAGGAUGCUUUUGAAAUGGGUGACCCGGCUACGGAUACAUCUGCUAUGGAGGUCAGAAAUGGCAAGGAUAUACAAGGGAUUCCGUGGGAGCGGUAUAAUGUCACCAGAGACAAUUACCGUGAAGUGAGGUUGCAGCAAUACGAAAACUAUGAGAGCCUCUCGCGUUCUAGAGAGGAACUUAAGAAGGACUACAAGGAUGUGGUGAAAGGGUACAUGUUUUAUGACUUCCAAUACAACACAAGGGUCUUGAAACCAACAAUUGCUCACUUUCAGCUAAGGAACCUCUUAUGGUCAACCUCAAAACAUGAUGUUUAUUUGGUGCAAAGGAACUCGCUCAUGUACUGGUCUUCUCUUCGCAGAAAAGAGAAGGAAGUUUUUAAUAUUGCUAGACCACUUGAACCAUCAACGAAAUACCCUGGAUCCAUUGGCCAGACACUCUUUAGAGUGCAGAUAUGCUCUCUUGCCGUUAAAGACAAUCUAAUGGUUGCAGGUGGUUUUCAAGGGGAACUCAUAUGCAAGUACAUAAACCAACCAGGGGUCGCCUUUUGCACUAAACUAACAACCGGCAAAAAUGCUAUAACUAACACAGUGGACAUAUGUCAUGCACCUAAUGGCUUGGUGAAGGUUAUGGCUGCAAAUAAUGACGCACAAAUUAGAGUGAUUGAUGCCCAAAGCUUUGUUUAUCUUAACCGCUUCACGUUCCCUUGGUCUGUUAAUAAUAUUUCUGUCAGCCCAGAUGGUAAAAUGGUCACGGUUGUUGGUGACGACCCUGAAUGUUUGAUAGCCGAUGCUCAUACAGGAAAGGUUGCAGGCAACCUUAAAGGUCACCUAGACUAUUCAUUCGCCUCAGCCUGGCACCCAAACGGACAAAUUGUUGCAACAGGUAACCAGGACACAACUUGUAGGUUGUGGGACAUCAGGAACUUGUCACGCUCCCUGGCGGUCCUCAAAGGGAGAAUGGGCGCAAUUCGCGCGGUCCGGUUCAGCUCAGACGGCCGGUUCUUGGCCAUGGCGGAGCCGGCAGAUUUCGUGCACAUUUUCGACACGCAUUCCAACUACGAGUCAUGCCAGGAGAUUGAUCUGUUCGGGGAAAUCGCGGGAAUAUCCUUCAGCCCCGAUACUGAGGCUCUCUUCGUUGGGGUUGGAGACACAACAUAUGGAAGCUUGUUAGAGUUCAACCGUAGGCAUCGCAAUCGCUAUGUACAUUUCCUCUAAAAUCCUUUCAACAUAUAUGUGACAAACAAGAGACGUUGGAAUAAUACUUGUGAAAAUAUAUUGGGCAAUCAACCCCGGCGCCAACUAUCUCCAAAAACGAUAAAACCGUCCCUAAUCCAGAGUAUACCUCCUGGACCAUCGUUGACACACAGAUCCGCGCCUGCCUCCUAGCGGUCAUCAGCCCCUCCGUUCACAAACAUGCUCGCGGCUUCACCACAUCUGCUGCCCUCUGGGAUGCUUUGGCCGCACGGUACAACUCCGUGUCCACCGCUCAUGUUUAUCAGCUUCGGGACAAACUCCACACUCUUCGUAAAGGUACCAAAACUAUGACACAAUACCUUGAUGAUGUGGCAACUAUUCUCUCGGAUCUCGAUGCCUUGAAAGAAGAGAUCCCUGAACGUGAUGUGGUGAAUGCUGUUAUUCGUGGUCUUCCCACCGAAUACUCAUCCUUUAAGCAAAACAUUCGCAUGAACAAUACCAA
Cuscuta campestris is the source of this 2090-nucleotide messenger RNA. Lineage: Eukaryota; Viridiplantae; Streptophyta; Magnoliopsida; Solanales; Convolvulaceae. The record is from the annotation of a GenBank genome assembly.